Molecule: messenger RNA, 2841 nt
Organism: Penicillium diatomitis
Lineage: Eukaryota; Fungi; Ascomycota; Eurotiomycetes; Eurotiales; Aspergillaceae
Product: DUF2293 domain-containing protein
Exons: 5
Coding region: 1-2841 (946 amino acids)
Source: RefSeq, a predicted model, not a curated record
AUGGCUAGGGUUGUGAGACGGGCCGCUGCAGCUCGAAGUGCGCCCAGCAGUUUUGCUAGAAGACGAGCUCGCAAGCACAAGGUCAUUAUGGAGGCAAUCACGCAGGAGAAGAAAAAGCUGCGAAGUGUGAUAUGCUUUGAGGCUCAAGCUCCGAGUGGAUUCACAUUCAUUCCAGCAGGUAACCCGCUUUUGACAACCUCGUGCAAGGAGCGAUGUCGAAAGGACGGGCUGCAGGUCUUUGCUGUCUCAACAACACCACACAUGGGCACGCACAACCUAUCGCAGCACGUUCAUAGGAUCGGUUACCACUUCCCAAGUACCGUUGUAGCUGCUGUCUGUUCUGAGCUUGGUCUCUAUCUCACUAGCGCUGGGAAGGCUGUUCCAUUCCAUUCGCUAGGUAGUCUACGAAAGGACUCUCCGGAGAAAACCGAAGUGGAUCAGAUCACAAUCAACACCGAGGCAAGAGACGCGAUCCGGGACUUGUUCCCCAAUAUUCCGGACAAUGAUCUGAAUCAGAUCAUCAAAACGGCAUUUCAAAAGGGUCAACGAAAAGUCGGUACAGCAUCUACUCUACCUCUUGCUCGUCGAGCGCAACUGGCAGUCGUGGCUCAUAUUCGUCACGUCUACACUGAUUACGAUCGUCUCUUAAAGCAGAAAUCGUUUCAUGAGGCAAGAUCAGAGGUGGAGCAUCUGACACUGAACAAGGUCAUCGCUUGGCGCGGAGAUGACGAGAAUGGGCAGACUGCUCUCGAAGAUGUCUUCCGCGAAGUCAUCGUUAUUUCAGAUGACGAUGAUAGUGAGCUGGAAGAAGAUGAAGUUAUGGAGGUGAACAUGCGCGACCGCGGUGUCGAAAUUCUUCCAGAAACCGGCCGAAUUCACCAGGUGGAGACUCGGCCCGUUAGAGCUACACCAAUGUCUUAUCACAACCCAGCACGCGAGCAUUCUGAAGAGGCCUCCGCUGAAUUCAGGAUCAUAGCCAGGGCCCCUGCUCAGAGUUCUAUCAACCGCCGCGGAUUUAGCAGAUAUCAAGCCUGGAAUCGCGCAUUGAAUCGUUAUCGGGCAGAAGCUACAGCCACUCAACCAGUGCCCGUUGGCGGUGCUCCUUUUGCCGAAAGGCAGGGUAGAGCAGACAUCAACAGACCGGUCACCAUUCACAGGAUUCCGGAGCCUCCAGCUAGCGCCUCGGCGGACAAGGUUCCAACAUCCGGUUCAGGAAAUCAUUUUGUUCGGGGGCCCGGACAGCAAGCUUCUAGCUUCGGACCAGCAGAUCCCAGGCCUGGAAACAUCCUUCCGGGGCCGCACGGAAGACGCUUCCAGAUGGAAUUCGAACCUAAUGUGACCCAUGAGAGAUCAACUGCAAGGUCAGUAACACUAACUCUACAGAAAUCUCCUCGAGCUCAACAUCUCAGCACUAGAGUUUACCCCUCUACUCGUUCUGCGCGCAUUGCAGACACAAACCAACACCCUCUGAGCUCUCAUGGUUGUCCAGAAGGAUGUCUUGCCCCAUCUGUGGACAGGAAGAUCGCACCAGGUCUAUCACAUAACCCCGACGGAUUUCAUUUGGAACAAAAGGCCGAACCCAAUUCUCGUUCUGACUGCCCAGAGCCUUUCAUCCCAAGGGCGGUAUCACAUCGUGAGGAGCCAAUCCCUUCUAUUGAGACAACGGAAACCACGGCUCUUACAGAAAAGCGCCCCGCAGAGGGCCGUUUAGUUCAUUUGACCCAGGGGAUGUCCCUUCGCUCCGUUACUCCAAUUCACACCCAGGGUGAGACAUCUCGCCAUCUUCUCACAACAGGUACUGAAGAUCCGGAGAAUCCCAAGCCCAAGCGGAGACGCCUGGCGCAUCUGGAGCCAAACAACAAUCCAGCUUAUCAUGGGCGCAAUUCUAGGACUGGUGAGGAAUCAGGUUUCACAGGACUGCAAAGGAUCCAGUGCCAGGAAGAGACUCGAGGUUCUCAGCCUCACCCUCUGAACAGGCUGCACCUCCGCCGUGAUCAUUCACCUCAUAUGCAGCAUGCUCCGGCUUCGAUUUACCCACUGCAGAGGAAUGCCCCGGCGGAAGGAUUUCCGGCCAGCUCGAGUGCUAAGCCAAUCCCGGAUCGACCACAUCUGCAUGAAUCCCAUGCAACAUAUCCCACAGCCACUCAGUCUGGCUUUGUAAACCACUGCCGGAUUGUGCACCCUACAGAUCGUACGGCUGGGCCCCCAGCCGGUGCCACUCGGGCAGAGAUACGGCCCAUUUACCUCAGUGAUCGUAGUCCUGGAUUUGAUCGCCCUCGCCCUGCGCGAAUGGAAGGAUACAUGCCCGAGUUGAGGUCCUAUUCCAACGCGGAUCAUCCUGUUGUGUACACUGCUCCUGCUCAUGGUAGACAAUAUGCAAACGGCUUUGUUCGUGCUGUCGAUGUUCGCGAGGCUCGUGCCACUGCUUUGGACCCUCCUCCUCCUCCUCCGGUGAGGGAUCGGCAAUUGUUCCAUGUGGAAGCGGAUCGUACCCAGCCAGCAGGGGGGCGGACUUCUGACUACCAGGUUCUUUAUGACUCGUCGCGUGCUACAGGCUUCGUUGAGAACCGACACCCGCGGAGCCCGCAUCUGCUGCUAGCCUCUUCGGAGCAGGCAGUUCGGCCAACUCAUACCAGCCCUCGCGAAAUCCACAGUAAACCCAGUGGUGCUCCGCGGGACAGGCGCCCCAGUAACGGAGUUAACGCACCACGGCGCUAUCAUGAUCCAAGGGCUUUCCAGAUGGCCGAGUCCAACCGUCCAAUCUAUGUCCAGCGUGUCGAACAACGACUGCCUCCUCAACAUCCAGUACCAGGAGGUCGCCCAGUCAUUAUUGUGGAUUGA